Molecule: messenger RNA, 759 nt
Organism: Schistocerca americana (American grasshopper)
Lineage: Eukaryota; Metazoa; Arthropoda; Insecta; Orthoptera; Acrididae
Product: piggyBac transposable element-derived protein 4-like
Exons: 2
Coding region: 1-759 (252 amino acids)
Source: RefSeq, a predicted model, not a curated record
AUGUCGGUAAAAAGGUUCAGCUGGAUUUUGACACACAUUCACAUCAAUGACAACGCUGUUAUGCUUUCAAGGGAGAGCAGAAAUUAUGACAAAUUAUAUAAAAUCCGUCCACUAAUCGAUCAGAUACUGAUUAACUUCCAAGAAUUCUAUGCACCUACUAAGCAGCAAGCUAUAGAUGAAUGCAUGAUAUAUACUGGAAAAGUUGAAGGCAUAGUGGAAAAAUCCUUAGGAGAGAGAAUUGUGAGAGAUAUGUGUAAAGACUUGGAAGGAAAGCGAUACCACAUAUACUUUGAUAAUUUUUUUACCAGUGUCUCACUUUUACAGAACCUAAAAGAUGACAGACUUUUUGCCUGUGGAACAAUUAGAUCACAGAGAAAAGGACUUCCUACGCUAAAAACAGACAAAGAGUUGCAAAGAGGAGAGUUUGACUGGUCAGUUUCUUCUGGUGGCAUUGCCUGCAUCAAAUGGAAAGACAAAUGUGUAGUCAUGUUGCUGUCUACAAUUGAUUCGCCUGUAUGUGUUGAAGAAGUCAGCCGUAAAGAAAAAAAUGGAAAAAUCAUAAAGGUACCUUGCCCAAAAAUAGUGAAAUCAUAUAAUGCAAAUAUGGGAUGUGCCGAUAAGGCAGAUAUGAUAAACAGUUUUUAUGCAAUAGAUAGGAAAUCACGAAAGUGGUGGCUAAGAUUGUUUUGGUAUAUAGUUGAUAUCUUUAUUGGAAAUGAAUUUAUUCUGUUUCGAUUAUGUAAUCCAACAGCGAAGUAA